Molecule: messenger RNA, 14343 nt
Organism: Platichthys flesus (European flounder)
Lineage: Eukaryota; Metazoa; Chordata; Actinopteri; Pleuronectiformes; Pleuronectidae
Product: ankyrin-3-like
Exons: 46
Coding region: 151-12222 (4023 amino acids)
Biological process (GO): protein localization to T-tubule; regulation of cardiac muscle contraction; signal transduction
Cellular component (GO): T-tubule
Molecular function (GO): protein binding
Source: RefSeq, a predicted model, not a curated record
CUCGGAGCCGCGGUGGAUGCAGCCACAAAGAAAGGAAACACUGCUCUGCACAUCGCGUCGCUGGCCGGCCAAACGGAUGUCGUCAAAGAGCUGGUCACUAACGGAGCCAAUGUCAACUCGCAGUCUCAGAAUGGCUUCACUCCUCUGUACAUGGCCGCCCAGGAGAAUCACCUGGAGGUGGUUCGGUUCCUUCUGGAGCACAGCGCCAGCCAGAGUAUGGCCACUGAGGAUGGCUUCACCCCUCUGGCGGUGGCCCUACAGCAGGGCCAUGACCAGGUGGUCUCCCUGCUGCUGGAGAACGAUACAAAGGGCAAGGUGCGCCUGCCUGCCCUGCACAUCGCUGCCCGCAAGGAUGACACCAAGGCCGCGGCCCUGCUCCUGCAGAACGACCACAACGCCGACGUCGAGUCGAAGAGCGGUUUCACCCCCCUCCACAUCGCCGCUCACUAUGGCAACAUAAACGUGGCCACGCUCCUGCUGAACCGGGGCGCUGCUGUGGACUUCAUGGCUCGGAACGACAUCACACCACUUCACGUGGCAUCGAAAAGGGGCAACAGCAACAUGGUCAAGCUGCUGCUCGACAGGGGAUCCAAAAUAGAUGCAAAGACCAAGGACGGCCUGACACCUCUCCACUGUGGGGCGAGGAGCGGACACGAGCAGGUGGUAGAAAUUCUACUCGACCGAGGAGCACCUUUCCUCUCCAAGACCAAGAACGGUCUGUCCCCGCUCCACAUGGCCACUCAGGGGGACCACCAGAGCUGUGUCCAGCUGCUGCUCCAGCACGACGUGCCGGUGGACGACGUCACCAACGACUACCUGACGGCGCUGCAUGUCGCCGCCCACUGUGGUCACUACAAGGUGGCCAAGCUCAUCGUGGACAAGAAGGCCAACCCCAACGCCAAGGCACUGAACGGUUUCACUCCACUUCACAUCGCCUGCAAGAAGAACAGAGUGAAAGUGAUGGAGCUGUUACUGAAACACGGAGCGUCUAUCCAGGCUGUCACUGAGUCUGGCCUGACCCCCAUCCACGUGGCAGCCUUUAUGGGUCAUGAGAACAUCGUCCAUUCACUGACGCAUCACGGAGCCUCACCCAACACCACCAAUGUCCGGGGUGAGACCGCUCUCCACAUGGCAGCCAGGGCGGGGCAGGCGGACGUCGUCCAGUACCUGCUCAAGAACGGCGCCAAGGUGGAGACCAAGUCCAAGGACGACCAGACAGCGUUGCACAUCUCCAGUCGACUGGGGAAAGUCGACAUCGUGCAACAGCUGCUGCAGUGCGGCGCCUCUGCCAACGCCGCCACCACCUCAGGCUACACCCCCCUUCACCUGGCCGCCCGUGAAGGACACCAAGACGUUGCUGCCAUGCUGCUGGAUAACGGAGCCUCACUCUCCUCAGCCACUAAGAAAGGGUUCAGUCCACUGCACGUGGCAGCAAAGUACGGCAAGAUGGAGGUGGCCAGCCUCCUGCUGCAGAAGAGAGCUGCGCCUGAUGCUGCUGGAAAGAGUGGGCUAACUCCACUGCAUGUAGCUGCUCACUACGAUAAUCAGAGAGUGGCGCUGCUGCUGUUGGAUCAGGGAGCUUCCCCGCACGCUGCCGCCAAGAACGGCUACACUCCGCUGCACAUCGCUGCCAAAAAGAACCAAAUGGACAUCGGGACCACGCUGCUGGAGUACGGCGCAGACACCAACGCCAUGACGCGGCAAGGCAUCAGUCCCAUUCACCUGGCGGCGCAGGAGGGCAGCGUGGACCUGGUGUCCCUGCUGCUGACCAAGAACGCCAACGUCAACAUGUGCAAUAAGAGCGGACUCACACCACUUCAUUUAGCAGCUCAGGAGGACAAGGUCAAUGUUGCAGAAGUCCUUCUCAACCACGGUGCUGAUGUCAACCCACAUACAAAGAUGGGUUACACUCCGCUGCACGUGGCCUGUCACUAUGGCAACGCAAAGAUGGCAAACUUCCUGCUGCAGAACCAAGCCAGAAUCAACGGCAAAACCAAGAACGGAUACUCUCCUCUACACCAGGCGGCUCAGCAGGGCCACACCCACAUCAUCAACCUGCUGCUUCAGCACGGGGCCUCGGCCAACGAGCUCACCGUGAAUGGGAACACUGCCCUCUCGGUCGCCCAUCGACUCGGGUACAUCUCUGUGGUGGACACUCUGAGGCCCAUGACGGACGAGAACCUGACCACCAUGAGUGCAUCAGAAAAACACAAGAUCAAUGUUCCAGAGACCAUGAACGAGUUCCUCGACAUGUCAGAUGAUGAAGGUGAGGAUGCGAUGACCGGGGACACAGACAAAUACCUGCGGCCUCAGGACCUCAAAGAGCUGGGGGACGACUCCCUGCCCCAGGAGGGGUACAUGGGGUUCAGCAUAGGAGCCCGCUCCGCCAGCCUCCGCUCCUUCAGUUCGGAUAGGUCCAACACCCUCAACCGGAGCUCGUUCGCCCGAGACAGCAUGAUGAUCGAGGAGAUCCUGGCCCCCACCAAGGACACGCUUCAGAGUGUCUGUAAUGACAUUUCCUACUUGGUUGACCCACUGAAUAAGCAUCUGGCCGUGACGAGGGACUACGGCUCGGAGUGUAUGCGGCGCUACAGCUGGACUCCAGACACCGUGGACCACAGCCACAGCCACAACACCUUGUCCAGCCCCAUUCACUCCGGCCUCUCCUCCCCGCUCCCUCAGUAUGACUCCAGGUUCUUGGUCAGCUUCAUGGUGGACGCCCGCGGUGGCUCCAUGAGAGGCAGCCGCAGCAAUGGCAUGCGCAUCAUCAUCCCUCCCAGGAAGUGCACGGCGCCCACACGCAUCACAUGUCGUCUGGCCAAGAGGCACAAGCUGGCCUACCCCCCUCCCAUGGUGGAGGGAGAGGGGCUGGUCAGCCGGCUGGUGGAGGUUGGACCGGCCGGGGCUCAGUUCCUCGGCCCUGUGAUUGUGGAGAUCCCUCACUUUGGUUCCAUGCGAGGGAAGGAGAGGGAGCUGAUUGUGUUGAGGAGCGACAAUGGUGACGCCUGGAAGGAGCACCAGUCUGACGCCAGAUCAGAAGACCUCUACGAUCUGCUCUCUGGGAUGGAUGAAGAGCUGGACAGCCCCAUUGAGCUGGAGAAGAAACGCAUCUGCCGCAUCGUCACCAGAGAUUUCCCUCAGUAUUUCGCGGUGGUGUCGCGGAUAAAGCAGGAGUCGAACCACAUGGGUCCAGACGGCGGCAUGCUGACCAGCAGCACCGUGCCCAUGGUGCAGGCUUCCUUCCCACAGGGGGCGCUCACCAAGAAGAUCCGUGUGGGCCUACAGGCCCAGCCUGUACCCGACGACAUGGCGAGGGCAGUCCUCGGCAACAGAGCCACCUUCAGCCCCAUCGUCACCGUGGAGCCCAGGAGGAGGAAGUUCCACAAGCCGAUCACGAUGACGAUCCCUGUCCCACCUCGGUCGGCGGAGGGACAUCCCAGCGGACACAGGGGGGACGCUGCGCCAUGCCUACGUCUGCUGUGCAGCAUCACGGGAGGGACGUCCCCUGCCCAGUGGGAGGACAUCACAGGGACCACACCGCUGUCCUUUGUAACUGACUGUGUCUCCUUCACCACAAAUGUGUCGGCCAGGUUCUGGCUCGCAGACUGUCACCAGAUUCCUGAGACGGUGAGUCUAGCGUCUCAGUUAUACCGGGAGCUGAUCUGCGUGCCGUACCUGGCCAAGUUUGUGGUGUUCGCCAAGAUGAACGACAUAGUGGAAGCUCGGCUGCGCUGCUUCUGCAUGACGGACGAUAAGGUGGACAAGACGCUGGAGCAGCAGGAGAACUUUGAGGAGGUGGCCCGGAGCAAGGAUAUCGAGGUUCUCGAGGGCAAGCCGAUCCAUGUGGACUGUUAUGGCAACCUGUCCCCUCUCACUAAAAGUGGCCAGCAGUUGGUUUUUAACUUCUUCUCCUUCAAGGAAAACAGGCUUCCAUUCAAUGUGAAGAUCAGAGAUAUGGGCCAGGAGCCAUGUGGCCGCCUCUCCUUCCUGAGAGAGCCGAAGAACACCAAGGGCCUUCCACAGACGGCCAUCUGUAAUUUGAAUAUCACACUGCCAACCCACAAGAAGGAUAUGGAGUCUGAUCCUGAUGAUGAGACUGAAAAGCCCGAACGACGUCAUACCUUUGCCUCCUUAGCUUUGCGUAAGCGCUACAGCUAUUUGACCGACCCAGCAGCGAAAACAACUGAUCGAAGCUCGACGAGAACACAGCCUACUAGCUACCCUCACAAACCUGUCUUUUCAACGAGAUCUUAUCAGGCGUGGUCGCCUGUUCCUGUCGCCGUCCCUGGCCAAGCCAAAUCUGGGUUUUGCUCCAUCUCCAGUUCGUCAUCCAACACGCCUUCUGCCUCUCCACUAAAGUCUGUCUGGUCCAUCAACUCUGCCUCCCCCAUCAAGACCAACAUCCCUGGAUCACCUGCACAUUCUGUUAAGUCAGCUAGUGACAUGGCCUCUCCCAUACGAUCUUACAGAACCAUCUCCUCUCCUAUAAAAACUGUAGUCCAACAAGUCCAGUACCCGAGCCAGGUCUUGUCUAGUCCCCUGGCCUCACCAGGGAAAAGUGCCCCAGACUCUAUGUCUAUGAAAGGACUGGCGGCAUUAUCUGCUAGGACCUCCCCUCUAACUGUCUCUGGAGGAGGAAGCACUCUUCUUGAGAGAACAUCCAUGGGCUCGACGCCACCAACUUCUCCCAAAUCAUCUCUGAAUAUGUUCAGUUCACCAUACAGGACUGUUAUGGGGGGCUCGUGUGGCUCCACACCUUCCUCCUCACCAAUCAAAACAGUCCCCGGUCUUUCGUCUGUGCGUUCCUUUGCUUCGGAAGUCACUGGCCCUGCAAGAAGCCUGUUCUCAUCUCUUACAUCCCCACAUAAAUCCAACACCCCUCCAAGUGCUGCAUCUCUGAUCAACGGAACGGCAUCUCCUUCACAGUAUCGCUCUUCAUCCCCAACAUCUCUGCUCUCCAACAGCCUGCAAGAGAGAAUACAAGCAACCACCAAUGCUGCGACUACAAAUGUCAAUGCAGCAUUUGAUGAGGUUGAAAAAACAUUGAAUUCUUGUUCUGCAGGCUAUGGCACCUUGAAGUCCUUGUCCUCCUCCGGAUCCUCCUCCUAUCAGUCCAUGAGAUCAUCUGCCUCUAGUUCCCUUUACACCUCUUUAAGGCCCUCUCCAAAUGCCACCCCUGCUGUUACAUCCAGUACAAUGACUGUCCCAGUGUACUCUGUUAUUAAUCUGCUGCCAGAGCCCCAGUUUAAAAAGUUACCUGAGGUCUCCAAAUCAGCUGCUGCCCUCCUGUCCCCGCGGAAGACUGUGCCGACUGAGGGUAAUUCUCAGUUGCAGUCUUCCUUCUCCAGAACUCUUUCUCCCAUCAAAGCUUCUCUUUUUUCUGCUGGCCUAAAAUCAAACACCAUAUCACCAUUGUCAUCAAGCCAAGAGAUUCUGAAGGAUGUAGCUGAAAUGAAAGAAGACUUGAUACGAAUGUCAGCCAUUUUGCAGACAGAUCCGAAUUCCACAGCCAAUAAAGGAUUUCAGUCUGAUUCUCCCAAGGGAGUCAAAAUAGAGGACGAGGAGCCAUACAGGAUUGUGGAGAAAGUAAAACAAGAUUUGGUUAAAGUCAGCGAAAUCCUUACUAAAGAAUCUGUGAAAGAUGGUAAGGUUUCUCUAGCAAGGGGUGCUUUGGAUGACAUACACUUUUCGAAAGUGCAAGUUGAACAACCACCAAGCAACUGGAGCUAUCCGCCAAGAUACGAGACUGUGGUUCCUCAAGCCAAAUCAAAAACAAUACCAGAUAGAGAUUUCAAUCUCUCCAAAGUGGUUGACUAUCUGACCAAUGACGUUGGUAGCAGCUCUUUCUCUAAAAUGCAUGAAACAAAGCAUAAAGCCGAUGAAAGCAAGAGAGAAGGAGAGGGCAAGGAGAAGCAGAAACGUGUCCUGAAACCCACCAUCGCCGUUCAGGAGCACAAACUCAAGAUGCCUCCAACAAACAUGCGAUCUUCAGCUUCCGACAGAGAGAUCGGUAAAUUGGCAGAUUCACUUUUUGGAGCUGACACUGUGCUAGACUCCCCUGAUGAUAUCUCUCAUGAACAGGAUAAAAGCCCCCUCUCAGACAGUGGUUUUGAGACCAGGAGUGAAAGGACACCCUCUGCCCCUCAAAGUGCUGAAGGAAUGGGCCCCAAGGCCCUUUUUCAGGAUAUCCCAGUUCCACCAGUGAUCACCGAGACUAGGACUGAGGUGGUCCAUGUCAUCAGGAGCUAUGAGUCUCCGGAAGAUGGCAAACAACCUCCAAUGGAGGAUACACUUGCUGUCAGAUAUAUUGAUUCAGAUUCUAAAGGGUAUCUAAAUCAAGCUACUCCGACUUCAGAACAGAACAAGUGCUACUCAAUAAAAGUCGGUCCUGAUGAAGAUCCAAUGGGAAAGGGGAUGAGGGUAAAGGAGGAGACUCACAUCACUACCACCACCAGGAUGGUUUACCACAAACCUGGCAAAGAAGCACAAUCUGAGAGGUGUGAAGAAACCAUGUCUGUGCAUGACAUAAUGAAGGCUUUUCAGUCAGGCAAGGACCCUUCUAGAGAACUGGCCGGACUCUUUGAACACAAGUCUGGCAGUGAAGAGACAUCACAAAGAGGCUUUGAGGACAUCAACUCCAAACCUAAAGUUGAAAGAAUAAUUGAGGUUCACAUUGAAAAAGGCAAUAAAACAGAACCAACAGAGGUCAUCAUCAGAGAGACAAAAGAGAAGGAGAUGUAUUACUACCCAGGGAGCAGGCAGGAAGCAGAUGAGCCUGAGGAAUCACUUCCAGUGUACCUUGACUGCCCCAGAGUAAACACAUCCAUGUCUCAGGAGGAAGACAGUCGCCCUAGUUCAGCCCAGCUCAUUGCAGAUGACUCUUACAAAACCCUAAAGCUACUUAGUCAGCAGUCUGUAGAGUACAAUGAGGAUGAGUCUUCUGAGCUUAGGGGAGAAUCUUACAAUUUUGCAGAGAAAAUGCUUCUCUCUGAAAAAUUUGACCAGUCUCAUUCUGACACAGAGGAAUAUCUGAGAGACAGGACUCACUUCCACUCACCAGAGAGAAGCAGUGACAGUGAGGGUAGAUCUGUUGGGCCAAGGACAGAGUAUGUCUUCAGGUCGCCGAGAAAUGUUUUUGACAAAUCAGGAAGAAUGGCCAGUGUUGAUGAUAACUUUGACAAACUGACACUUUUGCAGUAUUCGUCUGAACCUGGAAGCCCAAAGCAGUCUGUUUGGAUGCGGGUGUCAGAUGACACACAGAGUAAGGAGAGAGAAGAGCUUAUGUAUGAGGACAGAGUGGACAGAACUGUUAAAGAGGCGCAGGAAAAACUCAGUCAAGUAUCUCAGUUUUUUCGAGAUAGAACAGAACAGCUCAAUGAUGAGCUCUCAUCUCCAGAGAAAAAAUCUCGUAGAGCCGACUUCAGAGAAUCGCGAUCAGGGCCGAGCUCCACACACAGCAGUCCAGAGAGGUCAGCUUACAAGAAUGGGGCAAGUGGGGAAGAGUGGAGCAGAGAAAGGCUUAGAGACAGGUUCAGCGCCAGUGAUAGGAAAUGUGCCAGCUUACCCAGCAGUCCAGAGAGGAGGGUACUGUUGCAGUAUAGUGAUUCAGACCCAAGUAAACAAGGAGAUGGUAAAUCCCAGGGAAUCCCUGGUGAAAUGUCUAAACCUUUUCAAAUACCUUCCUCAAAAGUGAGUGCAGUGAGGCUUAAGUUUGAGCAAGAGGCUCAGAGGCAGGAUAGGACUUCUCAAAGUGUACAAAAUUCCAAUGCUCCUAUUAGGAAACUACAGGAAAGUAAGCUACCUGUGUAUCAAGUGUUUGCUGGGUCAGAUAUUCCCAAAACUCCAGAAAGUCCAGGAAAUCAGAGGAGAAAUUUAGGUGGUGAAUCAAAUAAGUUCUCCCCCAAGCAAGAAACAAGUGAAAAUGUUCAGGAGGAGAAAAAGCUAUUCAAAACUUGGGAGAGCCAAGGUUAUGGAAGCUAUAAACCCCAAUCUCCAAAGCUAUCUCAUUCAUUAAUCAAUGAUUCCAUGAUUGAUGGCAAUAACAGUGAUUCCCAAAGACAGGAGACGACCAAGAAAAUAAUCUACACAGAAUUUGUUGUUCAUGAAAGUCCAAAUACCAAUGAUAGUCUAAAAAAAAACUCGGAAUCACAAAUUCCUAUUAGAAAGCUUUCUAAUUUCUCGGAAAAUCUGAAAUCCACCACUUUAAAAGUAGAUGCCUGUGUUGAACCAUGUGAGAGGGCGGGGUCUCAUAUACCGACUUUAACAAGAAAUCGGUUACACAGUAGCUCUGAAUCCAACAAGUCCACUCGUGGAUCAUCACUAGGAAAAUCCACAGACUCAUCAGAUGGUAGCCAGUCAACCAUAGUGUGCAACGGUGUUGACGAUAACCAAAUAGAGUAUUUGGAUCAAGUGACUCCUGUAGUUGUUACAGAGGGCUUCAAAGAUAUUAAACCCUUGCCUGUGUAUGUUAGCAUCCAAGUAGGAAAGCAGUACGAGAAGGAAACAGCCUCGGAGCAGCUGGGAACAUACAAAAAGAUAGUAAGCCAUGAGAGUAGGACAGUGCAUGAGACAAGGGGUGCAUUUUACACUGUCAAGCAAAAGCAGUCUCCAUCUCCACUAGAAGAUGACACUCUAGAGCAAGUGACUUUCUUGGAAAGCUCUGGGAAAUUUCACGUUACCCCUGAGACCCCCAGCACUGAGGAAGUCAGCCUGACCUCAAGAGCACCAGACUCGGCGAUGGGCCUUAUACCCAGGAUGCCAAGCACUAUCGCAGAGGAGUCCGAGGAGGAUGAAGGAAAGACUUUUAUUUGCAAGGAGCCCUCGAAGGAAAAAUUGAAGCCAGCUCACCCAGAAACCCGCAGUAAAAAACAACAUGAUACAGAGAGACAGAAAUCAAAAGAGAAAAGAGUGGCUUAUAUAGAGUUCCCACCUCCUCCUCCUUUAGAGACAGAGCAGUCCGACCCUGAGAAAAAGGGAUCGUGUGCUUCUUCUGAGGCAGAGACAGAGAUGAUAGAGGUGAAUCUCCAAGAGGAGCAUGAUAGGCACCUACUAGCUGAACCAAUCAUCAGGGUGCAGCCUCCAUCCCCUAUCCCCCCUGGAGCUGAUAACAGUGACUCUAGUGAUGAUGAAUCUGUGUUCCAUCCCAUCCCUGUCAAAAAGUACACCUUCAAAAUGAAGGAGGAGGGAGACAAACGCUUAAUAAACAAACCAUCUGAGAAAAACGAAAACAUUGAGUCAGAGAUCAAUGGUGAAGUAAAGGUAGAAGAUGCUGACUAUGAACAAAACGGCAAUGACCAGUCAAUCACAGACUGCUCUAUAGCAUCCACUGCUGAGUUCUCUCAUGAUACGGAUGCAACUGAAAUAGACUCUUUAGAUGGGUAUGACCUUCAGGAUGAGGAUGAUGGACUGAGUGAAGACCCUAAAACAUCAAGUCUGUCCAUUGAUAUAAAAAACACAGACCGCUCAUUUAGUCAGUCCAAGCUUGAAGUCAUUGAGGAAGAGAAAUUUGAGGAAGGAGGGGAUAAUGGAAAGGCUAAUACCAGUACAUCAUCAGUAAACUGCAGUGGAGAAGAACCAGAUUACACCCUUGAAGGAAGACAUCCAGAAAGGCAGAUCUAUGGAGAAAAUUGCUUUGCCUACCAACUUGAAGAGGAGUUGAAUUCAACGUUUAAGACUGUUGCCACCAAAGGCCUGGACUUUGACCCCUGGUCUACCAAGGGGGGCGAUAAUGAUGGAGUUUUUGAUUCCAAAACAAAAGACGAGGAUCCUAAGCCCUUUGGAUUAUCAGUGGACGACAAAUCACAGGCUACAACACCUGACACAACUCCUGCUCGAACACCAACUGAUGAGAGCACACCAACUAGUGAGCCUAACCCCUUCCCUUUCCACGAAGGAAAGAUGUUUGAGAUGACCCGCAGUGGUGCUAUUGACAUGAGCAAGCGGGACUUUGUUGAAGAGAGGCUUCAGUUUUUCCAGAUUGGUCCCCAAAGUCCCUGUGAGCGGACGGACCUGCGCAUGGCUAUUGUCGCAGAUCACCUUGGACUCAGCUGGACAGAGUUGGCCCGGGAGAUGAACUUCACAGUGGAUGAGAUCAACCACAUCAGACUGGAGAACCCCAACUCUCUGACAGCACAGAGCUUCAUGCUGCUCAAGAAAUGGGUCAGUCGGGAAGGGAAAAACGCCACAACGGAUGCCUUAACUACAGUGCUGACCAAAGUCAAUCGGAUGGAUAUUGUGACUUUACUGGAGGGCCCAAUAUUCGACUAUGGUAACAUUUCAGGCACGAGAUGUUUUGCCGAUGAUAACGCUGUUUUCCGGGAUCAGGCUGAUGAUUAUCAGAGCAUUCUAGCGGAGCUGCAGUCUCCCGCCGCACUGCACUCUGAUCCCCACUUCCUGGAUCCCGAACUCCCUGUUACCCCUAACCCUUCCCUUGCUCAUCACCAGCCAGAACCAGACACCCCUUUGCUGGCCUACUCCCAUCGUCAGCCCUUGCCCUGGAGCCCCGAGAUAGAGCCCGGUAGCAGAGAGGCAGGCAGCCCUCCCAGGAGCCCCCCCAGGCCUUGUGAGCUCACCCUUUCCUUCCCAGUCUUUGAACUCCCUGAUCCUGUCCCUUCCAAGGUCAGAAAGCCCUACAUCGCGCUGAACGACCAGCUGCUUUUGAGCGAGGAGGAAGACAGGCCUUGUCAUGAAAUGGAGCUGAGCCACAGGCCCAAGUCACCGUCCUUCCCCGCGAUGUGCGAGUUAGACACGUUUUACUUCACGUCAUCCCCUUCGCUAUCAUCGAUAUCAUCAAUUACCCCUUCAACACCUGACAGAGCACACAUAGGAGACACGGGACUGCAGAUGGUUUCCCCCAAUGGGGCACAGGGGGAUGUAGGUUUGGAAGGAAGUGACAAGAAAGUGACAGAAGAGAUAAAGAACGUUGCAGAGAUGGUCGCAGCAGAGGUAGCAGAGGGAAAUGGAUUAAAGUGGGUAGAGAAGGACUUAAUCAAAAAUGUAGAAAGAAAGUGUGAGAUGAUAACAAAAGACAGGUCUAAGGUAGCCGAGGAAAGUAAAGGUUUGGUUGAACAGAGGGAGGAGUCUGCACUGGAAGACCAGCACGUCCUUAUAGCAGAUGAGAGUAAGGAGACGGCCCGUGGGAUGGAAGAGGUGAUAGAUUUGCAGAGUCUGUCAGAAGUACCGAAUCAUGUGAUAGAAAGUGAGCAAGGAUUGGAAAAGGUUCAGGAGGGGGACGGGGGCGGUGGUGACUCAGUCUAUGAGAGUAACAAAGUGGAUAACACAGAUGGACAAGUCCAGUUUAAAGAUGAAGGAUCCCGUGACUUUGAAAAAGAAGUUAGCGGGACAGCCGAAGGGGACAAGGAGACCGAGGACCAGGCUGUGGCUCGCCUCUCCCCUCAGGCCUGGGUUGAGGCACUUGGAGAACUUCAGUCGAGUGAGUCUAAUGAGGAAGAGGAGGAGGGACACAGAGCCAAACAAACCACGGAAGAGGCAUUGGGAACUCUGAUGGAGGAGGUGAAGAAUGAAGAGGUCUCAGAGGAAAAGGAGGAGGACGCAGAGAUGACGCAGGACAGGGUUCAGGCAAUCGCUGGUCCAGUUGAACAGGCAGAAAAAGACUUGUGUUCACUUUCAGGUUGGCACAGUGACUCCUCCAGCGUCAACGUGGAACCACCGACACCAGGCCGCAGUGUCAGCUCAGACCUGCUCGACAGACGAGAAAGCCAAGAGAUCUCCAGUGAGUCCAUCACUUCCUCGUCAAGGGCAGAAUCGGGGAGAUCCCGGCACAACGGCAGCAGCUCAAAGCACUCACCUCAGGGCGGCUCCUCUGAGUCAUCGAAUGGCAAAAAGGAAGAGGGGGCGCUGGUUUCAGAGAAAAAAGUCAAGAAGGUUAGCGUAGAUUCCGGUUCAGACGAAGAACAGACUGUAACCACCAGAAUCUUCAGACGACGUAUCAUUUUAAAGGGAGAAGAAGCAAAGAAUAUGCCAGGAGAGACUACGACAGAGGAACACUAUAUGGACCGAGAUGGUAACCUCAUCAGUAGAAAAGUAAUCAGGAAGGUUAUUCGGAGGGUUUCUACUCCGACACCAGAAGGAGGUGACAAGCGGCUCCGGGACCUUCUGCACAGUCCCACUCUGCAGGAAGACGGGUCUGAGCAGGGAGAUGUGUCAAGAAAUAGCCGGCGGAAGGAUGACAGAAGGUCGGGGGAUAAGAAGCUCCACUCAUAGGGAUGGUUGUGCUCUACCAGGUGUACAGGAACUGGGUUAGAUGUUUCCUGGGAAUAUGUGUUCAGAGGGAAGAAGAGUUGCGGCGUGAGGACUGCAGGCGCGGGUCCAGUCUGCAGCUGUCUUCUUCAAACAAGCGGUCUUCACGUGAGAGGAGGCGACCCCUCUGACUUACGCAUGAGCAUGAAAAACUCACUCCCUGUCAAUCAGUAAGACCCAGGAGGUUCUCCCUCUCCGACUGCGGUGGACCUGUGGACAACGAUUCUGCUUCCCGUUUUGUGUGAGACAAUAAUAAAGGCCAUCGGUCCACUGGGGACGUGAGAGCCCUGUGAGGAGGAGCAUUGUUUUCCUCGUGAAACAACGAAAGACUCCGGUACUGACAACCACAGACGCAACUGUGACCAAAGAUGGCACAAAGAGCUCGAUCCACUCGAUGGGCAGAAAGAACUAAGCAGACACAAUAACACACAAAAUAUCCAAUUGAACACUUCAACACUCGCCUUAUAGUUUCUUCUUGAACCCAUUGUUGUCAGGAUGUAAAUUGUAUUGGGAUUUUUUUUUCUUCCUUUUUUAAAACUUAAACAACACAAAAGCUUUUUUCUGUAUAUACAAAUUGCGAUGUGUAAAAUUCUUUAAAAAAAAGGGCAUGUUUCUGGUUGAGAACGCACUGAGGAGAGUAACCUUUUCAAGUGCUUUCAAAAUUGACGGAAACAGUUCCUCUUUUAAAGAUUUGAGUGUAACUUCACAGGAUCUUGUAUAAUUAAUUAUUAGAGCAGGUAUAAUGUUUGUACAUGAAAAAAAGAAGAGCUGGUUUGAUUUUAACAGAGGACAUUUCCAGAAAAUCAAUUUCAGUAAUUCCCAAAGUGGGAGUGGAUCUAAUCCUGCAAAAAAGCAGCCUUUCAGAGUACUCCUAUUUUCAUGCAUGCUGUUCACAUUAUUUUAAGUACGAUUUUUACCAGUUUGCAAACACCGUAUUCAAAUAACAAAUAAAACCCUUUAUCUGUGUACACAUAUAGUCCAAAAAUUUGUCACCAAUUUUAUAUUUUGAAUUGAAAAAGGAAACCAUUAAAAGCAUUUAUCAUGUCGGGGUGAGGAUGAGAGAUAAAAAAGGAUCUAUGGCUUCUCGAGGGUGUGAUGUAUUGUCUAUGUAAAGCCGGAGCAGGGCAGCUUCUGCUACAAGAACGAUAUAAUCUGAAUGUAAAUGCUAGAAGGCUGGCUCGCUGUAAAAUUAUAACUGUUAUUGUGCGUGUUGGCUAUAAGGUGUAGGAGUCUCUGUACACUGUUAGACUGUUUGUAAUCAUUUUUAGCAGUGUGUCAAUUUGGUUUCCUAACGGCUGCUGUGGUAUUAAAGGAAAACUGGGGGCAUUUUAUUUAGGAUUUUUUUAUUUUAAUUUUUUUUGGGGUGAAAUAUUUCCUUAAUUAAAAACUACUCACAUUAAGGACACAUAAAGACAUUAUUUGAUUGUAGCUCUAAAUAGCAUAUUGUAUUACAAAUACACUGGAUGGUCAACAAACAAUUAUUUAAGCAUUAAAUGAAUUGUGUUAAACUCUGAAACUGUGUGAUCUUUUUAGGCUUGAGAGUCUGUAUAUGCAAUGUCGAAUAGAGUCGUUUUCACUAGCUCAUUGGCAAAACUUUUACUUCACAUUACAAUAGGACUUCUCUUUUGUAUUGGUUUCCAUUAGAUUACCCAUGUAGUUAAAGUGUGGUGUUCUACUGGAGCGAUGGCUCAGUAUGCUGAUGUAUAAUGCUGUGGAAAUGAAGACUAUGUGACUUUCCUUUUUUUGGUGGGUGGGGGGGUUAAAGGAAAUCAGGUCGAGUGCUGUACCACAUCCCCGUAAACUGUCAAUCAAGGGGUAUAGGGACCCUUUGAUAUGGUCUAACUAUCAAUUUUUGUCAAUUUUGUUGGAUAUGUGUUUUCACAUGAGCAGAUUUUUGAUGUACAAUUCUUACUAACAGCGUGAAGCCAUUGAAAUGUAACUAUUCUAGCACUUUGGUUAUUCAAGGUCUUUUAGAGGCUAUAGCAGCAAUGAUGCCAUCACAAAUGUUUCAGACGUCUUUAAAAAAAAAUCAAACGAAAAAUUACAAAAAAAAUAAAAUAAAAAUGCAUUGAUUUCGCAGUACAA